AUGAGUGAGAAACGAAGAUAUACACCUUUGACCUAUAAAGCUACCAAAAAUGAAGUAGGAGUAUUUACGACUCGAGGAUAUUCUGAAGAUAUUAAACCUUUAUGGAAGUUCAAGAAUGAGGAAGAAGCCACUAGGGCUGCAGAGGGGAUUUGGAAGCUGUUCAAGGGGUACAGGGACAAAAAUGACUUCGUAGGAAUGGAUAUAUGUCGUAAAUUCAUCCAAAUGGGUCGAACGAGAUCAUUGAGAUAUGCCCUUCGUCCAGGAGGCAAGAAAUAUGAUUCUCAAACUGGGAAAGAGUUUAAACGAUCUGGUAAGAUAUAUGAUCAAGGGAAACUUGAUGGUGCGAAUGUGUAUGAAGACUAUCUUGGGAAAUGUUGGGAUGAUUUGAAAUAUAAGAAAUCAUGGGAUGGAUGGAGGGAUGGUAUAAUACCCGAUGGCUCAUCAUCUAGCUCAGCUCAGACCAUACAAACAUACGAAAAAGAAGAAGUGGACGAAGACAAGGAAGAAGAAGAAGAAGAAGAGAGAAAGAACAGGACACCAAAAGAACCUAAAUUGAACACGGUCAAGAAGAACAAGGGGAGAGCAAUCAAGAGAGAAUUUGACGAAAUGACAGAGGAGGAGAGUGAGAUUGCACGAGAUGAAAACGAUGAGACAGAUUCGGGUGGGUCAGUCAGGGACGAUCAGAAUUCAAAUACAAGUCUAGAAGAAAAGGGCAAAAGGCAUACUGCUAAAAGAACAAAAGGCUCAGAAGAGAACGGUACCAAUAAACCAUCACGUAGGAAGACGAGAUCAUCAAGUAAGACGAGCAGGACUAGUAGAUAG
This is a messenger RNA of Kwoniella shivajii, 822 nucleotides long. RefSeq lists its product as uncharacterized. Bases 1 to 822 code for a protein of 273 amino acids. Lineage: Eukaryota; Fungi; Basidiomycota; Tremellomycetes; Tremellales; Cryptococcaceae. The record is from RefSeq and is a predicted model, not a curated record. The transcript is spliced from 3 exons.